Messenger RNA from Setaria italica (foxtail millet), 3196 nucleotides. RefSeq names its product pentatricopeptide repeat-containing protein At1g05670, mitochondrial. Gene Ontology annotation, molecular function: protein binding. Bases 104 to 2377 code for a protein of 757 amino acids. Lineage: Eukaryota; Viridiplantae; Streptophyta; Magnoliopsida; Poales; Poaceae. The record is from RefSeq and is a predicted model, not a curated record. The transcript is spliced from 3 exons.
UCACCUCGGCCAGCGCCCUCGGCCUUCCACCCGCUCAGCGCCCAUCUCCCGCCGCCGCCGCCGCCGCCAGGGCGGGCACCACUCCAGGAACCGGCGCCGCCGGAUGCUCCUUCGCCGCGUCGCCGCCGCCGCAGCAGCAGCGAAGCGCUCCUCCUCUUUGACCCCCGCGCGAGCCCUCCUGCACGAGGGCGCCGCCGGCCGCGGCCACGCCACCGCCUCCUCUCCUCCACGCCGCCGCGGUCACCGCCGCGCUCCGACGGCUGAGUCCGAGCCCCUCACGGCCACCGCAUCGCCCCGCCCGUUCCCGGACUACCACCCGCCCCGCCCCGACUCGCCGGAGGACGACUUCCUCGCGCGCCGCCUCGCCGCCGUGGUGGUCGCCUCGCCUCGUCCCGGCACCCUCCCGCCGCUCCCAUUCCUGCCACUCCUCCGCCCGAUCCACCUCCUCCUCGCGCUACAGCUCCUCGCAUCCGACCCGGACCACGCCGGCCUCCUCCUCCCGUUACUCCUCCUCUUCCCCUCACGCCGCAACCAGCAGCCCCACCCGCACCUUCUCCGGUGCUUCGCCGUCGCCGCGCACCUCGCCGCCGCCCGCGGAGACGCGGUCACCGCGCGCGCCAUCCUCGUGCGCGCCGUCCGCUUCCCUUCGCCCCAUCGGCAUUUCGUCGAACACUUCAUCACCACCUACAAGGCCUUCUCUUCGGACCCCGCCUCCUUCGACCUCCUCCUCCAGUGCCUCCCCUCCGCGCCCCUACUGCGCCGCCUCCGCCAGUACGGCAUUUCCCCGUCGCUGGAGGCCUGCAACGCCGUGCUCUCCCGCCUCCCUCUUGAUGAGGCCAUCAAGUUGUUUCAAGAACUCCCGGACAAGAACGUUUGCUCCUACAAUAUACUACUCAAGGCGCUCUGUGGUGCUGGCCAUUUGGAGGAUGCACGCCAACUGUUUGAUGAAAUGGCGUUGCCGCCUGAUGUUGUCACGUAUGGGAUUCUUGUCCAUGGUUACUGUGCUCUUGGUGAACUGGAGAGCGCCGUGAAACUGUUGGAUGAAAUGGUGGCAAGAGGGAUGGAGCCAAAUGCAAUCGUGUAUACAAGUAUUGUUGCAUUAUUGUGUGACAACGGGCAGGUUUCAGAUGCUUUGAGGGUGGUGGAGGAUAUGGUCCAGCGUAAGGUGAUAUUGGAUGAGGCAGUGUAUACAACUGUCUUGAGUGGUUUCUGUAAUAAAGGGGAUUUGGCAGCUGCAAGAAGGUGGUUUGAUGAGAUGCAGAAAUCAGGUUUGGCAACUGAUGGGGUGACAUAUACCACGCUGAUCAAUGGGCUUUGCCGGGCUGGUGAGCUGAAAGAGGCAGAGAUGUUGCUUCAGCAAAUGUUGGCCAGGCAGUUGGAUGCCGAUGAGGUCACAUACACAGUGCUCAUAGAUGGGUACUGCAAGAGAGGGAAGAUGGCAGAGGCCUUUCGAGUGCAUAAUACAAUGGUGCAGAGAGGAGUGACACCGAAUGUGGUGACAUACACAGCUUUGUCGGAUGGACUAUGCAAGCAAGGGGAUGCUCAGGCUGCUAAUGAGCUAUUGCACGAGAUGUGUAACAGGGGGCUUGAGCUGAAUGCUUGCACAUACAACUCCCUGAUCAAUGGCCUAUGCAAGUCUGGCAAUCUGGAGCAGGCCAUGAGGACUAUGGCAGACAUGGAUACAGCGGGUCUUAAGCCAGAUGUUUACACAUACACAACUCUUAUUGAUGCACUCUGCAAGUCAGGGGAGCUUGAUAGGGCUCACACCCUCUUGCAGGAGAUGUUAGAUAAAGGAAUUAAGCCUACUAUUGUCACUUAUAAUGUUUUGAUGAAUGGUUUUUGCAUGUCAGGUAGGGUAGAAGGAGGAAAGAAGCUGCUCGAAUGGAUGCUAGAGAAGAACAUCCGCCCUAAUGCAGCAACCUACAAUUCUCUAAUGAAGCAGUACUGCAUUGGCAAUAAUAUGAAAUCUGCCACUGAGAUCUAUAAGGGGAUGAAUUCUCUGGAGGUGGCGCCAAAUGAGAACACGUACAAUAUAUUGGUCAAGGGGCACUGCAAGGCAAGAAAUAUGAAAGAGGCACUAUAUUUCCACAAGGAAAUGAUAGAAAAGGGUUUCAGACUUACUGCAACCUCAUACAGUUCUCUUAUAAGAUUGCUGAAUAAAAAGAAGAAAUUUAUUGAGGCAAGAAAGCUAUUUGAUGAGAUGAGGAAGGAGGGUUUGACAGCUGAACCAGAUGUAUACAAUUUUUAUAUUGAUUUCAAUUUUAAUGAGGAUAAUUUGGAGUCAACUCUAGCUCUUUGUGAUGAACUGGUGGAAGCCAGUAUCGUGAAAUCAAGAGCUGAAAUGGAUCAAGAUGUUGUAAAGGAACAUAUACAUUAGGAACAUUAUUUAGGCUGGCGAUGUAAUGCUAGCUUCUUCUAGAUCGUGUCUAAUGUGAACACACGAUCCAGACUAUGUACUGCCCCUUUUCACCAUGCUAAAGCUGACAGUUGAGCAAUCAUGACGGUCUUCCAGAAGAUGUUCAGCAGUGUAGAUGGAAAAGCACGUUGUGGUGCUGGUGCAAUUUGCAAGGUGGAGGACAUUUCCUUCAAAAAAAGGGUGGAGGACAUGCACAUCAUUGUUUUUCUUUCCAAGUAUCAUGAUAUAGAUUGUUUGGAAACAAAGAUGGUUGUUAGGCUGUGAACGAGUGAGUUAAUCGUCGUCACAGGGAGUAACCAGGGCCUAAGCGGCUACGUGUGAUGCCGAUAGGUACAUAAACUACAUAUCGGAGGAACAGGGACCAAACUACUGGCAGAACAGGAGACUACAGAGAUGUCGAGGCUGAUUUUGAGAAAAAUAUGUUAGUAUGCUCAGUUUGCAUACACCAUCCCUCCUCAAAUCCUCAAAGUUACAGGACCCGCCUCAGCUUUAUUGUUCACUGGCUUGGACCUUCAUUUGUACUUUGGAGAAAUGGAUCAAAUGAGACAGGGAACUCAGUUUCUCUGAGAAGCAAAAAAUGCAGCACCAGAUGGGUUUAGCUGUUAGAAAUCAGGACAAUUCAAUACAAAGCCACGUGUGGGAAAUAUACGGCUUGGACAUGAAGAUACAGCUUUAGUGUAAGAAUAAAUUUCAUUCUGAGAAACAAUGUAUGAUUCUUUCCCCUGUAUCUAGAAAACGAAGGGGAACAAUACAGAGCUUUUUCAGCGGAUGUGAUACGUA